GGACGUAAAGACAGUGCGUGUAAACGUACUCACUGUUUAAUACUGUUACGUCAAAGGUAUUGUUAUUGCUUGGUAUUCUGUUCACAGCAACUAGAAAAUCAAGUUUCAAACAUGAAUGAAAAUGUAAAAGAGAAAGAUUUAUAUCGUGAUACAUCGGUGAGAUAUCUGGGUUAUACGAACGAAGUCGGAGAAGCAUUCAGAUGUAUCGUACCUAAACCAGUUGUAUGGUUGAGUUACAUUGUUGCUUCUGGGUAUGUACUUGCAGAUACGAUUGAUAAAGGUCUUAAGGCUUAUCGGCAUGAUUCGGAGGAGGGCAGGAAUAAACGAGUAUUUUUGUCAAUGUCGGAUACACUUUUGUGGCAGAGUUUCGCAUCCGUUAUUAUUCCAGGGAUAACUAUUAACAGACUAUGCGCUAGCGUACGAUAUGCUUUGCACAGAAGUAAAAGCAGCGUCUUGAGAAGUCCAUGGAUUUCCACAGCUGCUGGUCUUAUUUCAAUACCUGUUAUUAUUCACCCAAUUGACUUAGGCGUAGAAGAAGUCAUGAAUCUUACUUUCAGACAAUGGACAGGGUAUCAUCCACAUAAGCUACUUAAAUAGUGAAAAUGUUCAAACAUUUCGUUCGUUAUAGUAAAAAUUAUACGGUACGUGAAAGCUUUGAUAACCAAAGAAAUUGCCUGGCAUAUAUUUGCACGGUUACGUUGUUGUUUUAUGAAUUUUAUAUAAUGUUGGUAAUACUAUUAUAGUAUUCAAUAAACAUUAUUGAAAAUGUUCAAAUAUUCGGUAACUUUAAAUCCUGUAUCGCUCUAUAUAAGAUUAUGUUUACGUGCCGCAACUUCCGCUAUAUAGAACAUCCAAAGGAAAGUAUAUAAUAAAUCGAUUU
Molecule: messenger RNA, 880 nt
Organism: Orussus abietinus
Lineage: Eukaryota; Metazoa; Arthropoda; Insecta; Hymenoptera; Orussidae
Product: mitochondrial fission process protein 1
Exons: 3
Coding region: 112-597 (161 amino acids)
Biological process (GO): mitochondrial fission
Cellular component (GO): mitochondrion
Source: RefSeq, a predicted model, not a curated record